Cucumis melo (muskmelon) is the source of this 594-nucleotide messenger RNA. RefSeq lists its product as uncharacterized. The transcript has 2 exons. NCBI's taxonomy places the organism in Eukaryota, Viridiplantae, Streptophyta, Magnoliopsida, Cucurbitales, Cucurbitaceae. The coding region runs from base 34 to 594 and encodes 186 amino acids. The record is from RefSeq and is a predicted model, not a curated record.
UUUCGUCCCGGGUACUUAAAUCAGCUGGCGAGAAUGAUGGCGUUCAAGAUCCCAGGUUCUAAUAUCCAUGCUUCAACCAUCGAUAGUCGAAUCAAAUUGAUGAAGAGAAUGUUUCACGCACUUGCGGAGAUGCGUGGCCCAAACUGUAGUGGUUUUGGGUGGAAUGAUGAAAAAAAAUGCAUCGUCGCUGAGAAAGAAGUCUUUGACGAUUGGGUAAAGAGUCAUCCGGCGGCGAAAGGCCUCCUUAAUAAGUCGUUUGUCCACUAUGACGAACUGUCGUACGUGUUUGGCAAAGAUCGUGCAACAGGAGGUCGGGCUGAGAGUUUUGCGGACAUUGGGUCAAACGAUCCUCCUGGGUAUGACGCAGAAGCUGCUGAUGCUAUGCCAGAUACGGACUUUCCGCCAAUGUACAGUCCGGGAUUGAACAUGUCGCCUGAUGAUUUGAUGGAAACAAGAACCGCUAGGGUCAGUGAACGUAGAAAUGUUUCAAGCGGGUCUAAGCGGAAACGUCCAGGACAUGCCACAGAUAGUGGGGACAUAGUUCGUACUGCCAUUGAGUAUGGAAAUGAACAACUUCAUCGCAUUGCUGAAUAG